Messenger RNA from Amblyraja radiata (thorny skate), 5140 nucleotides. It is a transcript of the gene cln8, whose product is annotated as CLN8 transmembrane ER and ERGIC protein. Gene Ontology annotation, biological process: lipid homeostasis; nervous system development; phospholipid metabolic process. The coding region runs from base 224 to 1099 and encodes 291 amino acids. Gene Ontology annotation, molecular function: ceramide binding. Lineage: Eukaryota; Metazoa; Chordata; Chondrichthyes; Rajiformes; Rajidae. The record is from RefSeq and is a predicted model, not a curated record. Gene Ontology annotation, cellular component: membrane; endoplasmic reticulum. The transcript has 3 exons.
AGAAUUCCAUCCAGUAUCUGACGUAUGGAAGAGAUGUUGAGCCCAGUUGUGGGUGGAUUAGUGGAAGCUGCUGAAUCUCACCCUCCCCACCCCCCUUACAGGUAGCGUGUAAUUGCUGGAGUUGCGAUCUUCACAUGGUCUCUGGUUGUUCCUGCUGUUUGCAUGUUCUUCACCACGCGACCACAAGUUUAAUCGGUUACAGCUCGAGCUACAACUGGGCACGAUGCAUUCUGUUGACAGAAUGAAACCUCUCCCCAGCGCCGAUGUUUCUGAAAGCAUUUUUGACAUGAACUAUUUAUCUUGGCAAGUCCGGGGCAAGCUGAUAGCUGCCGGCUUCCUGUUCUACUUUGGGGUCUUUAUUUUCUCGCACGUGCUAAGCCUCGCUCUGUCACUGACCUACCGCUCACUGGCAGCCAAGGAGAGGGUGUUCUGGAACCUGGCUGUCAGCCGUGGGGCGUUUGGGAUCCAGAGCAUGGUGGCUGGGCUCUGGGCUCUGCUGAAGGAUCCCGUGCUGCAGGCCGACAGAAUGUUCGGCCAACAGAGCUGGAGUUGGUUCAACGUCCUCACAGCGUUUGGUUUCUUCACGUUUGAGAACGCAGCUCUUCACGGCUCCAACGUGGUCUUCGGAAGCUUCGACGCCGCCCUGGCAAUCCACCACUUCUUUGCCGUGUCUGGGUUUGGCAGUGUCUUGGUGUGGGACACAGUUGGCCACUACCUGCCAAUGCUGAUACUGCUGCUGGAGAUGAGCACACCAUUCACCUGCGUCUCCUGGAUCCUGCUGAAGGCUGGCUUGUCACACAUGCGGCUGUGGAAAGUGAACCAGUGGCUGAUGAUCCACAUGUUCCACUGCCGCAUGGUCCUCACCUACCACAUGUGGUGGGUGUGCUGGCAGCACCUGGACUCCAUCCAGCGCCACGUCCCCGCGCCACAGGCCGCGCUCUUCUUCCCCGGCCUCUUGCUGCUGACGUUCAUCAUCAACCCGUACUGGACCCACAAGAAGACCCUGCAGCUCCUGAACCCUGUCGACUGGAACUUUGCCACUGAGACCAAGGGAGUGGCCAAUGGUGGCACCGGCGCGGCUGGCAAGAAAACAACAUGAGGUGCAAAUGCUGCGGGUUUGGGGAUAAAUGCGUGAAACGUCAUCUCUUGCAACUUAACACUGACGGAAGUCUGGAUCACCACUGUGUUCUAGAUUUGGCAUCUGAUCACCCCCCCCCCCCCGCCCUCCUGUGGUGGGUGUGCUGGGAGCAUCCGGAAAAAAUAACCUUUGAUACACAAUUUUAAAUGUUCUCUUCCGCUAACUGCUUACAGGAAAAUUUAGAUUAACACGACAUGUCCUUGCAAAUUGUAAUCUGUGUGGAUGUGGCCAUGAGCCAUGUUGCUGUAUAAUCUGUGUGGAUGUGGCCAUGAGAUGAUGCCGGGAGGUCAUGGCAUGAAGAUGGUGCAGUAAUGGUUAAACAUGGCAGUGGAGGGCCUCGCAGUGAAAUCCAUUCACUUUAGACAUAACUGCCCGCUUGACACGUUUAGAAUGGAACUCAUUUAACUAACUAUUCAUUCUUUAAAUAUUUUGUUACGCCAUAGAUUUGUCAAAAGUCUUUAAUUUUUAAAGUUCAUCCUCAGACGUGAUACAUCAUGGCAACUAAAUGAUAGCAUUAAUGUUUGCGGAUUUUGUUUCUUGGGGGUUGCCACUGAAAUGUUCACGCAAUGUUCACGCCUGUUGUGUUCUCCGCUUCCUGUCAUGUCAUAUGGUCUCAUGUCAUAUGGUCAUAAGUGAUUGGAGCAGAAUUAGGCCAUUCAAUGCUCAUGGCUGAUCUAUCUCCUGCCGCCAUUCUCCUGCCUUCUCCCCAUAACCCAUGACACAGAGUAGACUUGAUGGGCCGAAUGACCUCAUUCUACUCCUAUUCCUUAUGACCUUAUAAGACCGUACUAAUCAAGAAUCUAUCAAUCUCCGCCUUAGAAAUAUCCAUUACGGCCUCCACAGCCGUCUGUGGCAAUGAAUUCCACAGAUUCAGCACCAUCUGACUAAAGAAAUGCCUCCUCAUCUCCUACCUAAAAAUAGAAAAAUAGAUGCAGGGGUAGGCCAUUUGGCCCUUCGUGCCAGCAUCAAAGAAACAUCCUUCAAUUCUGAGGCUGUGUCCUCUGGUCCUAGACUCUCCCACUAGUGGAAACAUCCUCUCCACAUCCACUCUAUCUAGGCCUUUCACAUCAACGCAGUAUUUGCAGGAAUCACUAACUUGUAAACACCAUACAUAAUACUCUGGGACAGGUUCUUAUUUUGUCCCGAAGGAGUCAUGCUAACUCUUUCAAUUUAACUUUUAUUUAUCGCUCUCGAUGUAGCUAUUAAUCGUUGAAGAGUAUUUUACAUUUUUAAUAUUUCUGUAUUCCUGAAAGCCCAAAAUAUGUCCUGUUGUGCUUGCAAAUCUGUUCAGUUUAACCUUAAUUGCAGGCGAUUGACAUGACAGUCAACUGCCUGUAUGUUUAUUUCUGUGUGUUACUGGGUAUGAUGAUGAUGAGGUUACUGGGGGAAGUCCUUCAAGAAUACCCAAACUCUGCAAUGGAACUGCAAAUCAAACAAAUUUUUACUAAACAUCUAAGAAAAAGCUGGAGUAACUCAGCGGGACAGGCAGCAUCUCUGGUGAGAAGGAAUGGGUGAUGUUUCGGGUCCAGACCCUUCUUUAGCCUAAAGAAAAAAGUAAACGUCAAUUUUAUUUGUCACAUGCACCCGAAGAUGCAGUGAAAUGAAUUUGCCAGCAGCGAUACACUUAAAAAGAACACACAAUACACAAUAGAAUUUAACACAAACAUCCACCACUGCAUUCUUCACUGUGGUGGAAGGCAACAAAGUUCAGUCAGUCCUCCUCCAUUGUUCACCCGUGGUCGGGGCCAUGAACCUUUCGUAGUCGCCGCUACGGACGGCCCGAUGUACAGGCCCUCUGGUAGGGAUGAUCCAAACUCCAACGUCGUGACGGUCAAACACACUCGGAGGUCCCAAAUUGGCACUUUCCUGCUGGAGACCGUGGCUUGACCCGAGUCUGGACCCAAAACAUCACUCAUUCCUUCUCUCCAGAGAUGCUGCCUGCCUGCCUGAGUUACUCCAGCAUUUUGUGUCUUAAACCAAUAUCUGCUUUUCCUACUUUACUAAACAACUCUUUGUCUCCGAGUUUUCCAGUGUUUUGGGGAUAUUACUUGGAUCUGCAAAUUGCCACUUGGCUAGUUUGCAAAGUCCUGCCAUUGAUUGAUCCAAUCACUGCAGAGUGCCUCUAUCUGCAGUAUCAGUGAUCCAGGCAAUGAAGGUCUGGUUUGAUUUGCAAAUGUUCUAGUUCCUGGUACGGGCGAUGACGUGUUGCUUUAGGACAAACCUUGUGUUGCUUUAGAACAAUGCAAAGCACAAUCCUUGCAUUUCAAUGCUGCCAUUCCAGGAAUUGUGUGUGUGUGUCAGUCAGCUGCUGUCCUAUUUUAAGAGUGCAGAACAAGAAUUAGAGCUGCUUCUGGAGUUGUUUUAAGAAUGAGUUCUCCAUGUCAGAAGAAUGACAGUAUUCAUUGGCAAGAUCAUUUUGUAUUUGAAGCACACUGCUGAUCGUUAGUUACCUGGGGUUUGCAGGUGAGUUACCUGGGGUUUGCAGGCGAGUUACCUGGGGUUUGCAGGUGAGUUACCUGGGGCGUGCAGGUGAGUUACCUGGGGCGUGCAGGCGAGUUACCUGGGGUUUGCAGGUGAGUAACCUGGGGCGUGCAGGUGAGUUACCUGGGGCGUGCAGGCGAGUAACCUGGGGCGUGCAGGUGAGUAACCUGGGGCGUGCAGGCGAGUAACCUGGGGCGUGCAGGCGAGUUACCUGGGGUUUGCAGGUGAGUUACCUGGGGCGUGCAGGUGAGUUACCUGGGGCGUGCAGGCGAGUAACCUGGGGCGUGCAGGUGAGUUACCUGGGGCGUGCAGGCGAGUAACCUGGGGCGUGCAGGCGAGUAACCUGGGGCGUGCAGGCGAGUAACCUGGGGCGUGCAGGCGAGUAACCUGGGGCGUGCAGGUGAGUUACCUGGGGCGUGCAGGCGAGUAACCUGGGGCGUGCAGGCGAGUUACGUGCGGCGUGCAGACGAGUUACCUGGGGCGUGCAGACGAGUUACCUGGGGUGUGCAGGGGUGUUACCUGGGGUGUUAUCUGGGGCGUGCAGGGGUGUUAUCUGGGGCGUGCAGGCGAGUAACCUGGGGCGUGCAGGUGAGUUACCUGGGGUGUGCAGGUGAGUAACCUGGGGUGUGCAGGGGUGUUAUCUGGGGCUUGCAGGUGAGUUACCUGGGGUGUGCAGGGGUGUUAUCUGGGGUGUGCAGGCGAGUAACCUGGGGCGUGCAGGCGAGUAACCUGGGGCGUGCAGGUGAGUUACCUGGGGUGUGCAGGUGAGUUACCUGGGGUGUGCAGGGGUGUUAUCUGGGGCUUGCAGGUGAGUUACCUGGGGCGUACAGGUGAGUUAUCUGGGGUGUGCAGGGGUGUUAUCUGGGGCGUGCAGGUGUGUUACCUUGGAUGGCAGGUGAGUUACCUGCUUAUACAUCCUGCUACCUGACAGCGGGACUAGGCCCAGGUUGUGGGCUUGGCCACUAAUGUAAGAGUUGCAGCUGCUAUGUGUGGCACCUUUUAAAUAUUGACUUGAGAUGAAGCUAUUUUUAAGUUUUGACAGACUUUAACUAUUUAAAUUAUUUAAUCAUUCUGCAUUGGGCGAAUGACUUUGACAAACAAUUAUCGGGACUCUCCAAGCCCGGCUAAGAGGUUUUUAAGCACAGCCAUGUCACAGUUACUGAGAGGUGAGAGAAAUAUUGUACGGGUUAGUUAAUAUAAGAAAGAGACUGCCAGAAUCAAGUCCGGCUAGGCUUUGAAAUUCGGUUACAAAGCAAAGCACAGAGUGCUGGAGGAACUCAGCGGGUGGGUCAGUCAGGCAGCAUCUGUGGAGGGGCCGGACAGGCGACAUUCUGGCUCAGGACCCUCCUUCAGACUGGACAAAUUCUGUUUUCCAGCAAAAUAGUUUGAUAAUGCUGUUUGUUUUGUUUGCAAAAUGCAAAGUGCUUUUAUUAUUUUGUAUGACUAAAAUGAACGUGUUUCACAACACGUAUGGUGAUAAACGCUACUGUGCAAUACUCCAAUAAACAUGAUUAACCAUAA